Colletotrichum gloeosporioides is the source of this 1092-nucleotide messenger RNA. Its product is annotated as Protein TOXD. Bases 1 to 1092 code for a protein of 363 amino acids. Lineage: Eukaryota; Fungi; Ascomycota; Sordariomycetes; Glomerellales; Glomerellaceae. The record is from RefSeq and is a predicted model, not a curated record. The transcript has a single exon. Gene Ontology annotation, molecular function: oxidoreductase activity, acting on NAD(P)H.
AUGAAGGCCCUGGUGACAAACAGGACUAUCGCAACCCGCGUUUUCAACCUCAGCACCGGAAAGUCUGUUUUCAAGGGCGCCCAUGUCACGGAAACGUCGAAGCCCACCAUCAAUGAUCACGAGAUAUUGGUUAAGGUGCAUACUGUGGCUCUCAACCCUAGCGAUUUCAAGCAUAUUGAUGUCAUCUCCCCAAAAGGGUGCAUAGUCGGGUGUGACUAUGCCGGAGAGGUCGUCGAGGUUGGCCGUUCCGCUGCCGGAACCUGGAGGAUAGGUGAUCGCGUCGCCGGUGUUGUUCACGGCGGACUACACCGAGACCGGGGUUCCUUUGCAGAAUAUCUCAAGACGGAUAGCGAUCUAGCUUGGAAGAUCCCGCAGAGUAUCAGCAACGAAGAGGCAGCUACGUACGGCGUCUCGGCUGUGACUGCUGUCCUGGCGGUCAACGUUCACUUGGGUCUUCCGUGGCCAGGUGAGCCGGGGACAGGUCCGCAGUCAUUGGCGUCCACGUCAACGAACAAAAUUGUUUUCAUCUACGCAGGCUCAACGAGCGUCGGUCUUUUCGCCAUCCAGCUUUCGAAGCUUGCAGGGUGCACCGUUGUUACGACAGCGUCGCCUCACUCCUAUGAGCUCGUCAAGCGCUACGGAGCGGACCAUGUAUUCAAUUACAGGUCUGAUACCUGGAUUCAAGAAGUUACCACUGGAUUUCCAGAUAUUUCCCUGGCUUUUGAUUGCUUCUCUGAAGGGGGAUCCGGACCAGCCAUCGCCAACGUCAUCAAAUCUCAGGGCGGAAAGAUUGUCACGUUGCUUGAUCAAGCCGAAUCCAAGGUCCCCGGAGUUAAAUACGAUAUGAUCAUGCUUUAUACCGUGUUUGGUCGCGAGUUCGCCUGGCUGCCACCGAUUGGUCCCAAGUUUCCUGUCGACAUGGAGCAUCGCCAGGCUUUGGCCCGGUUCUAUGCGAUCUUGCCUCAGAUUCAAAGUUCACUCAAGCCGCCCCCCAUCAAAGUGGUUGAUGGCGGGAUUGAGGUUUUGCUUGAGUCGCUGGAUUUGCUGCGUCAAGGCAAGGUGUCAGGGAGCAAGCUGGUUGUGAAGUUCUGA